UUUCCUACAUUUUUCUUUGGUAAACAAAAAAAAUUAAACCUUUUUGAGAUUUCCCUAAACCGAAACCUUCCCUCUCUAGUCAUUCAUCGUUGCCAACAUGCCAGCGGUGUUGGAAGAAUUUGAGCCAAUAUUCGGCGAACCCAAGGUCGAAUGGACGGGUUCUUGUUCGGGUUUGGGCCAAUCAAGCGCCUUCGUUUUCUACGUUCAUUCUCCCGAUUCAUCUCAUCUAAGGAUUUGCGUCUCUGAUUUCCGCCACACCACUUGGGAGUCCGUACGCUCCGUUUGGCAGCUUGAGGACAUGAGGGACAGUGUUGGGAUAGGCGGUUCUUGGUCUGACUUCAUUCACUAUCUGGUAGCCUCCAUUAAGUCUGAAGAUGUAAAGCUUCUCUUGGAAGCACUUCCUGAUUCAAAUGAUACUAAAUCUGCAAAGUUAGUUGCUCAGAAAUCAAAAGGGAUGCCUCGCAUUUCCUUUUCCCUCACAAAACUUACUGGUGCUGCUGCUUCAGAUGCUGUGGCUAAUCUUUCACAGGAACUUUUUAAAGCAUUUAAAGGCUUGCAAUAUCUAUUUAUGGAAGAACAAGAGCGCCGUUUGCAGUUGACAAAAGUGAUAUCAGUUGAAAAGGAAAAGAAUGAAAUCGUUCAGAGCCAAUUGGAGCUAAAUUCAAAGAGGCAAAAGUUACAAAAAGCGAUAAAUUCAUUAGAUAAAGUAGAUUUGACAAAUGGCCAAAAUCCUCCAGGCAAACAGGCAGCUCAAGGUCCUGGCCCAACAAAAGUGACUAAACGUCCUGUACCUGCACAUCGCAGGGCAAAAGCGAGGGGCAUCAUUUUGCAGGAUAGUGAAAACGAAACGGAUAGCUAGAAGAUACUUUGCACUCUUGUCAAGUUUGGCAUAUCAUACAGCAAAUCUUACAAUUUCACUAACGUUGGCAUUUUCAUUUACUAUACAAAGGUAAGUUUUUACAUUUAUACAAAAGAAUGAAGCUUUUAGUAUUUUAGGAUGUUUGCUGCAUUGCUAGGCUCCUCCUGCUGUAUCUCAGUUAUGUUACCUUUAAAUAUUGUGCUCUUGAAAAACUUUUAGAUACUUGGCCUCAUUUCACGCUCAGGAUUGUAUAUAUUAGUAUAUUUCUAACCUUCUAUUGAUUGUACUGGAAGACUUGCAUAUUUGACCCAUAAAGAUUUCUCGCAUGGUAAGUUUGUAAGUAGCAAAA
Messenger RNA from Gossypium raimondii (Peruvian cotton), 1208 nucleotides. RefSeq lists its product as uncharacterized. The transcript is spliced from 7 exons. The coding region runs from base 98 to 859 and encodes 253 amino acids. Lineage: Eukaryota; Viridiplantae; Streptophyta; Magnoliopsida; Malvales; Malvaceae. The record is from RefSeq and is a predicted model, not a curated record.